AUGAGUAAACUUUCAGUGUCAAGCGUGCGAACAUCGGUCCGUGGAUUGCUCGAGGCUAGCAAUGGAGAGAAGAAGCGAAAGUUCACCGAAACUGUUGAACUUCAAAUCGGUUUGAAGAACUACGAUCCUCAACGGGACAAGCGUUUCAGUGGAACUAUCAAACUCUCCCAUGUUCCUCGUCCCCGAAUGACCGUAUGUAUCUUGGCUGAUGCCGCCGAUAUUGACAGAGCUAAACAAAUCGAGCUUGAAUAUAUGAGUGUCGAUGAUUUGAAGAAGCUCAACAAGAACAAGAAGUUGGUCAAGAAGCUUGCCAAGAAAUACGACGCCUUUUUAGCCUCUGAUGCCUUGAUCAAGCAGAUCCCCCGUCUGCUCGGUCCUGGUUUGUCCAAGGCAGGAAAAUUUCCUACCCCAGUCUCGUCAGCUGAUGACCUAACCAACAAGGUUACCGACAUCAAGUCGACCAUCAAGUUCCAAUUGAAGAAGGUACUCUGUCUUGGUGUCGCUGUUGGUCACGUUGAAAUGACCGAAGACCAACUCCUCGGUAACACCAUGUUGGCCAUCAACUUCUUGGUAUCCCUCUUGAAGAAAAAUUGGCAAAACGUGAAGUCCCUUCACUUGAAAGCCACCAUGGGAAAACCUGCCCGACUCUUCUAG
This is a messenger RNA of Melampsora larici-populina 98AG31, 654 nucleotides long. RefSeq lists its product as uncharacterized. Bases 1 to 654 code for a protein of 217 amino acids. Gene Ontology annotation, biological process: translation. Gene Ontology annotation, cellular component: large ribosomal subunit. The transcript is spliced from 6 exons. Lineage: Eukaryota; Fungi; Basidiomycota; Pucciniomycetes; Pucciniales; Melampsoraceae. The record is from RefSeq and is a predicted model, not a curated record. Gene Ontology annotation, molecular function: RNA binding; structural constituent of ribosome.